AUGCCUAAUUAUCCAUUCGACAAGCAAGUGAAGAUAGUCACUGCUACAAUGACACUUCAUAAUUAUAUAAGGAGGCAUGCCCAAUGUGAUAGACAUUUUGAUGCUUCAAAUGAUAUCUUAAGUGAAGAGAUAGGUGGGGAUGUUGAUGUACAACAAGAACUUCAUAGUCUUCAUGACAAUGGAACAAAAGAGAUGAAAGCAUUGAGAAAUAGAAUCGCUACAAGUUUAAUGAAUGCAUCUAAUUAG
Prunus armeniaca (apricot) is the source of this 246-nucleotide messenger RNA. The record is from the annotation of a GenBank genome assembly. Lineage: Eukaryota; Viridiplantae; Streptophyta; Magnoliopsida; Rosales; Rosaceae.